UUUUGUUGUUUAGUUUUUUUCUUUAUUUAAGGGAACCGGAAGUGGGUCGGCUACCUUCAUUAUGACUUUGGAAUGUCUAGAACUUCCUUCAGUUCGACUGUCAGUUUGGGCCCAUGAAUCCGGUUUUCUGUUUUAGUUUCUCAGAGUUUUCUUCUGAUCAUUUCUGGGUUUACUGAAGAUUUUCGUGUAUUUCCGCCCCCAUGACUGCUGGAGGGGGGCAGCAGUUUCCCGGAGUCCGGUUCCGGUUCUGACUCGCUCCGCCCCUGCACCGUGCAGCUUCCAGCAGGAUCGAACCUCUGAGUGACGGACGCUAAACUCCCGCUUCCCGCGCAGAUCCCCCCCUCCCUCUGCUGCACGCGCUCACACCUGCUCCCGCGCGCGCCGCCCAUGCCUCCUCGCGGAGAGAACUCCACCCCGGCGUAGAGCCGCCGUGGACGCGCGGACAGGUGAGUGCGCGUCUCCGCCACCUCCCGCCGCAGCGCAGCGCCGCGCCGCGCGGGUCUCCGUGUCUCCCGCCGCCGCGUGACGCUCAGCCGCAGACCGAGGAUUCCAGGCGGCGGCGCUCCGUGAUCCGCAGCAGACACACGGUCAUGCUGAGACCCCCCCCAGCAGGACGUUUUCUUCAUCCUCUGCUCACUCUUUAACUCCUCCCAGCUGAUCCCGCCCCCCUCCCUGCUGGUUCCUCCGUCUCCAAUCGGAUCGCUGCAGAUUUUAGUCUUUCUGGGAAAGCUCCGCCCCCUCCCUGACCUUUGCCCCCGGAGCAAGAUGCCCAACAGCAGCAGCCUCCUCGGCGUGUGGGAGGCGGCUGACUGGGCAGACACGUCUCAGUGCCCGCCCUCGGUGGGCGGGGCCACGUUCCUGAUCGUGGCGUACAGCGCCGUCAUCGCCAUCGGGCUGCUGGGAAACGCGGGCCUGGUGUUCAUCAUCGCCCGCCAGCAGGAGCUACGGAACGUGACCAACAUCCUGAUCGCCAACCUGUCGUGCUCGGACAUCCUGAUGUGCGUGGUGUGUCUGCCGGUGACCGUCAUCUACACACUGAUGGACCGCUGGGUGCUGGGGGAGGCGCUGUGUAAGGUGACCCCGUUCGUGCAGUGCAUGUCGGUGACGGUGUCCAUCUUCUCCCUGGUGCUCAUCGCUCUGGAGCGCCACCAGCUGAUCCUGCAUCCCACCGGCUGGUCCCCCGCCACCGGACACUCCUACCUGGCUGUGGCGCUGACCUGGCUGGUGGCGUGCUUCAUCUCCCUGCCCUUCCUGUCCUUCAACAUCCUGACCAACGACCCCUUCCAGAACAUCAGCCUUCCCGCCAACCCGUUCAGAGAUCACCUGAUCUGCAUGGAGCUGUGGCCCUCAGACAAACACCGUCUGGCCUACACCACCUCCCUGCUGAUCUUCCAGUACUGCCUGCCGCUGCUGCUGGUCCUGCUCUGCUACCUGCGGAUCUUCCUGCGGCUGCGACGGCGCAGGGACAUGCUGGAGCGUAGCCGGAGGACGCGGGGGGCCCAGAGGAUCAACGCCAUGCUGCUCGCCAUCGUGGUGGCCUUCGCCCUGUGCUGGCUCCCCCUCAACGUCUUCAACACCCUGUUCGACUGGCACCACCAGGCCCUGCCCGACUGCCAGCACGACGCCGUCUUCUCCGCCUGCCACCUGACGGCCAUGGCGUCCACCUGCAUCAACCCCGUGGUCUACGGCUUCCUCAACAGCAACUUCCAGCGCGAGCUGAGGACCACGCUGCAGCGCUGCCAGUGCGGCACGCGGCCCGGCGAGAGCUACGAGAGCUUCCCGCUGUCCACGGUGGGCAGCGAGGGCGUGACCAAAGCCACGUCGCUCAACAGGAUCUGCGUCCCCUCCCCCCGGACUGAGACCAGCUCCUCCUUACUGACCAAAACCCUCCCCGCCAACGUCUGAGGGCGGGGCUUGUGGAGUCCUUUCAUGACCUGGAGGUCACCAGAGUGGACAUUCAGGAAGUGUCUGCGGUCCAGAAGGACCGUCACAGAUGCAGAAGUUCUAAAACCAGAACCGAAUGGACUCUGAUGUUUCAUCUGACAGGUGAUGGAGUUCUGGAGGUCGUAGUCCUCGUGAUGGUCGCUCCGGUCCAAUGUCCUCAGUGCAGGAUGGAGGAUGAGAGAGAGACGGAUGGAGGAUGAGAGAGAGACUGAUGGAGGAUGAAGAACAGACUGAUGGGAGUUCAGAUCCUGAUAACUGUGAAUACAUUAAAUGAUUCCAGAAAAGAAGUUUAACGCCUCGAAGAACCCAGAAAACGGAGGACUGUGUUUGUACUCAUCCUUCCCAGAACCUGGAGCGGUUCUGCUGCAGUCGGACUCAUCAACCAGAACUUUACAUUCUAGUUACUGAGAAUCCGUUCUAGACGAGCUCAUUAGAAUCAUUUGGAAGUUGGUUCUGGACCGCCUCCAUCAUCAACUCUGUUAUUCCAAUCAUGAGAAAUGAUCUCAAAUCCAAAUUCCCAGAAUCUCAAUUCAGUUCUUAACUUGAACCCCACUAAAACUUUAUUUAAAACAUUUUAUUUUUCCCCCAUUUUAAUGAAUUAUUUAAAAACUGAUUGUAGUUGGAAAAUGUCCAUUUAUUUAUUUAUUUCCGGGUCACGAGCAGACGUGUGCUCCUCUCUCUCUCCAGCUUCCACGGCUUUAGGCGAUUAGAAACUUGAAAUAUCACAGAAUUACUACAUUAUUACAGUAGUAAUUCUACAAAACAGAAAAACCGAGACUCACCUGAAGUUACCGACUGGAUGUGAUUAUAAAGGAAAUGUUACGGUGGAGUCGGGUGGAUUAUAUAAGUUCACUUCCUCCCACUCCCUUUCAGGCCAUCUAUCUCUUGAUGUCUAGUUAUCCUGUGUUUGACACGUCUCUAUGAUGGUAUUACACAUUAAUGUCCCUUUUAUCUCUUGACUGAUUGAAAUAAACCAUUUCUAAUCUAAUCUAAUGUGUCAGCAGAGACAGCCUUAAUGAAGACACAGAACACGAUUGGGCCCAACCCGGAGCCCUGUGGGACUCCUGUCGCUCACCAGCGUUAAGCCGUUUGCUGGGUUUGGAGCAUCGACUGUAUCAGAGAACUGGACUGAGUGAAUGUGCUGCCAUCCAUGGAAAAGGUUUAUUCCCGUUAAAUUAAAUUGUUAAAUCAUUUGUUUUUUCAUUUCUGAUAAGGACGCCGCCAUGUUGGAGCCAGACGUCAGUAAGCAGUGAUUGUUCUGAGGCGUUUCUACGGCAACCACCCUCCCCAAUCAGGAGGAGCUUGUUGGAAGAGGGUUUGACAGGAAAAGUUUCUGACUCUCUUGGGGUUGUUUUACCGUUAGCUGCAGGCAAAGACAGCGACGACAGCGCCACCCUCAGGCUGAAAGUAUAUUACAGCGUUUUGGAACACCAUAGAGAAUCAUGGGAAACGGGUCAGAGGUUUGAACUAAACUCUGCGGCUUCAACAGCCAUGGGGAGCCACAGGGUAACCUUUGGGGGCCCAUGAUCUAGAUCUUGAACUACAGAAAUAAAUGUAAGGAGGAUCAUCAAGAAGAUGUUAAAAUGUUUAUUCAGACCAUCACAAUGACUGUUCUCCAGGUGAACUCUGGCCCGGUUCACUGCAGUCAGAACCAGACGGACUUUAAUCUGUUCCGGUCAGGGCUUGUGUUGGACAAUAGCGCCCCCACAUGAGCAGCUGUUGGAACAGGCUGUUCUGUUUUGGCUCAGUCUUUGGUUCUGAGAGGGCCCAAACCCAAAUGGCGGUGGGGGGAGUGGGGCGUUAUACACUUCUAAAACGGUCCCAAAAAGAAACCAACGGUUCUUAAAAUUUGAAUGACUUUCUUUAAAUAAGAAAAAGAACUCUACCAACAGGUUUGGUAAAACAAUUCUUCCUCAAACUACGUGAUUUCAUGGAAUCGUUCUCGAUUAGAUUCAUUUCUUGCGAGUGUUUUUACUUUCUGCAGAUUUGAGUUUUUCUGACUCAUCAUCUUUUCUGCUCCAGGAUUGAACCAGAGAUCACCCACAAUCCUUUGGGGUUUUUAACAUUUGUUGUGUUUUGACCAGUUUUGCUGUAGCUGGAGCGUGUGUAGCAUGCUAACGCUAAGACUACAGAAUUCCUGAGCAUAAAUAUUUUUUCCAGCAGCUGUUUUAUCCAAACAAAAGUCAGAAGAACAAUAAAUGGAUAUUCUUCCUCUUC
This is a messenger RNA of Oryzias melastigma (Indian medaka), 4161 nucleotides long. RefSeq names its product neuropeptide Y receptor Y8a (gene npy8ar). Gene Ontology annotation, biological process: G protein-coupled receptor signaling pathway. Lineage: Eukaryota; Metazoa; Chordata; Actinopteri; Beloniformes; Adrianichthyidae. The record is from RefSeq and is a predicted model, not a curated record. Gene Ontology annotation, cellular component: plasma membrane; neuron projection. Gene Ontology annotation, molecular function: neuropeptide binding; neuropeptide Y receptor activity. The coding region runs from base 766 to 1905 and encodes 379 amino acids. The transcript is spliced from 5 exons.